This is a messenger RNA of Lactuca virosa, 825 nucleotides long. The record is from the annotation of a GenBank genome assembly. NCBI's taxonomy places the organism in Eukaryota, Viridiplantae, Streptophyta, Magnoliopsida, Asterales, Asteraceae.
AUGGGUAAUACUUCUUAUCAGGUGGUUUCCUCUGAAGUGCCAAAGAAUGUAUCAGUUUCUCCUACAUCUUUGUUGUUCUUGGACAGCUGCCACAUCAAGUUGCUUGGAGAUGUGGGGUUCCAGGUUCAGUUUAUGGCAAUGGGUUCGUUUUUCAUAUUUGCAGUGCUUCAGGUAUAUCCUCCGCCUCUAAAGAAAAUGUUGGUCAACAUGAUGAAACCUAAAUUCAGGAUUUCACAGGGCAGUGCAAGACAAUUAUUUCAACGGUUGCAGGGACCAAUGGAAGAGGAUACACUGAAAUCUCAUUUUGAGAAAAUUAUUAUGAUUGGACAUAAACAACAUUACAGAAGGACACAGAAUGAUAAUCAGGAUCCAAAACAGUUGCAGCAGCCUCAUACUUCUCAUGCAUUUGCUCUUUCUCAAGUCCGACUUCAUACCAAAAUACUAGUUAGGGAUCACAGGAUGAGGAGGAUCCAAAUAAUCCUGAAAUCUUCAGACAUGGCUAGCCAUGAACAGAAGAAGAAGAGUUUACAGAAGGAAUCAAAGGAGGAAGCAGAGGAGUUUGCUGAGGUGGCAACGAAACCUCUAAAAGCCUUGCCAUACGAUACACCUGGUCAAACAUUUAUUGCAUUCGAGAAACCAGAAGGCGUUCCAGCUGUCGGCAGAUUUUCCAAUGUCUUGAAAUUAUUCGUAAAGAGGUUGAUCCCUCGACUGUCCUUCUUUUCUUCUCCCCUAGUUCUUCUGUUUUUCCUUGGUGAACAAGAUGCUGAAAAGAGUCAUAAAAUCUUGAAACUCCUUAUAAACUCGUUAUUGAAGAAUAGCUGUUAA